AUGUACGAGCAGUCUUGCGAGGUGUACAGGCAUCAAGGGAACACAGCCGGUCUCUUCUACAUCGACUCAGAUGGCAGCGAGCCCCUGGCACCUCUCCAAGUGUACUGCAAUAUCACUGAGGACAAGAACUGGACAACAGUGCAGCACAACAAUGAAGAGCUGACACCUGUACAGGGCUACAUGCCUGAAAAGUCCUACACCAUGACCUUGGACUACGGCGGCAGCAUGGAGCAGCUGGAAGCCCUGAUUGACAGCACAGAGCACUGCAAGCAUGUGGUGGCUUACCACUGUAGGAGGUCUCACCUGGUCAACACAGCAGAAAAUUACUCAGAUGGAGCUGUAAUCCCUAGACCAGAUAUGAAGAGUGGAAGUGGUGGUAAGGCUGGAGGUGACCCGUCAUCUCAGGGGUCAUUGUCAGCAAAAGUAGUACUUCUUGAUCAGGAAAUCGGUGAAGGUCUUGGUGCUGGUGACUUGGUAUGGAACUCACCUCCACCGUGCCGGAGAUGA
This is a messenger RNA of Ochotona princeps (American pika), 507 nucleotides long. Its product is annotated as contactin-associated protein-like 5. Bases 1 to 507 code for a protein of 168 amino acids. The record is from RefSeq and is a predicted model, not a curated record. The transcript is spliced from 3 exons. Lineage: Eukaryota; Metazoa; Chordata; Mammalia; Lagomorpha; Ochotonidae.